Chelonus insularis is the source of this 1088-nucleotide messenger RNA. RefSeq names its product Proteasome beta5 subunit (gene Prosbeta5). NCBI's taxonomy places the organism in Eukaryota, Metazoa, Arthropoda, Insecta, Hymenoptera, Braconidae. Gene Ontology annotation, molecular function: threonine-type endopeptidase activity. The coding region runs from base 94 to 945 and encodes 283 amino acids. The transcript has 6 exons. The record is from RefSeq and is a predicted model, not a curated record. Gene Ontology annotation, cellular component: proteasome core complex.
UCAAGUUAAUUUUACUAUAGUUUCAUUGCAUAGGCAGGUUUGUCAGUGAACAUUCUUCUUGUUUGAUACUUGAAAUUCCGAAUAAGCCGAACCAUGGCUCUUGCCGAAGUUUGUGGUAUAAAUUCUAUUGUUAAUUUCAAUCAUUCAAAAGAAUAUGAUCUUUUGAACAAUGGUAUUCCAAAUUAUGUUCACAAUUUCACAAACAAUGUGUCAUUAGCAAUGCCUCCUGUUUUCCCUCAAGCUGAUAAUGUCAACCAGUUUCCGAGUACAACAAAUGACAGUACAGAAAAAAUCAGCAUAAAAUUCGAUCAUGGAACUACAACUCUUGGUUUUCAAUUCAAAGGAGGAGUUGUUUUAGCAGUUGAUUCACGAGCUACUGGUGGUCAAUUUAUCGGUUCUCAGAGCAUGAAGAAAAUAGUAGAAAUAAAUGAUUAUUUACUUGGAACUCUUGCUGGAGGUGCGGCAGAUUGUGUUUAUUGGGAUAGAGUACUUGCUAAACAAUGUCGAAUGUAUGAAUUGAGAAAUCGAGAACGUAUUUCUGUUGCUGCUGCAAGUAAACUUAUGUCCAACAUGGUUUACAAUUAUAAAGGAAUGGGAUUAUCUAUGGGUAUGAUGAUUGCUGGAUGGGACAAACGUGGGCCAGGUCUUUACUAUGUUGAUUCAGAAGGUACUAGAACUCCAGGAAAAGUAUUUAGUGUUGGUUCAGGUUCGAUUUAUGCAUUUGGUGUAUUGGACUCUGGUUAUCGUUGGGAUUUAACAGAUGAAGAAGCUUAUGAUCUUGGAAGACGUGCUAUUUAUCAUGCUACUCAUCGAGAUGCCUAUUCUGGAGGAAUUGUUCGAGUUUAUCACAUGAAAGAAACUGGAUGGGUUCACAUUUCUGAUGAUGAUUGUAAAGAUCUUCAUUAUUUAUAUCAACAACAAAGAGAAGAGAGUAUUAAUCAGUAAAAAUACAAUUUAUUAUGAACGAGAUUUUUGAAAAGAGUAGUUCUUUUCUGGAUCAUAAAAUGAUGCGGAUGAAGCAGUGGAAUCAUCUGCCAUCUCUUCUUUAAUAAUUACUUUAAAAAUAAAUAAUUUUUCAAUGAAUUAAA